Messenger RNA from Syzygium oleosum, 2040 nucleotides. Its product is annotated as protein ACCELERATED CELL DEATH 6-like. NCBI's taxonomy places the organism in Eukaryota, Viridiplantae, Streptophyta, Magnoliopsida, Myrtales, Myrtaceae. The transcript is spliced from 3 exons. The record is from RefSeq and is a predicted model, not a curated record. Gene Ontology annotation, cellular component: plasma membrane. Gene Ontology annotation, molecular function: protein phosphatase 1 binding; protein phosphatase regulator activity. The coding region runs from base 1 to 2040 and encodes 679 amino acids.
AUGGACGUACAGAUACCUAUGAAUAUGGACGAGGAAGAUAUCCGGAGGAGUCAACAGGCGAGAAUAAAAAGUGCAUUGGUAGUUGCGAGAAUUGCAGCGCGACAAGAGCCAAAAGAUUUGUAUGCAGAUGCCAGGGGACUGGUGGAUGUCAUCAAAGCCGCCGAUGUCGAAAAGUUCAUUUCCAUGAUCGAAAGGCAUGCCGUUCAAACUGAUCCGUCUGCCAUUUUCAAUUUCCAGGGGCUAUCGAAGGGUUCACUGCUCCACAUUGCAGCCGGGACAGGCAAGGACGACAUUCUAAGGCUCCUGAUUGAUUGUGUUGGUUACGACCUCAUAGCCGCCCCAAAUGAUUGGGGAGAUACGCCCCUCCACAUGGCCGCUAAGGCUGGGGGAUCCGGAGCCGCCUUGAUGUUGAUUCGCCGGGAAAGAGAUCUCCCCAGCAUCAAGGACAACAAAAUGAUCCUGAGGAUGAAGAACAAACAUGGAAACACUGCUUUACACGAGGCCGUGCUUCAUUGUCAUGCCGACGUGGUGUGCCACUUGUUGAGGGAAGAUCUUGAGCCCGUGUACUGGGAGAACAUGGAGCAGAAAUCUCCCCUCUACCUGGCCCUCGACACCAACGACUCCCAGAUACAUGAGGCUUUAUUUUUGGCCUCGAUCGAACCAUCGAGGAUACAAGGCUUGCCACCAGUUCAUGGUGCCGUUCUGCGCGGUAAAGAUGCUUUACUAAAGAAGAUACUCGGCCAAAACAUGCAGCUAUUUGCAAUGACCGACUCCAAAGGUGGUAAUGUAUUCCACUUAGCAGCUUACAUGAAUCAGACCAAAGUAUUCGAAUUCUUGGGACCGCAAACUGAAUAUUUGGCCCGAGAAACGGACAUGAGUGGGGAUCUUCCCAUUCAUAUUGCGGCCAAGAUGGGUUAUGUUGAUCUAAUCCAUAAGCUACAUCCGGUAUCAAAUUUGCUAAAUGGGCAAGGACAAACCGUUCUUCAUGUCGCAGUAAAAUAUGGGAGAACUUCAGCAGUGAGAUAUAUACUCAGUCAUUUAGAACUAGGGAAGCUGAUAAAUGAAAGAGAUCAUGCCGGAAAUACACCUUUGCACUUGGCCGCCAUGCAUUCACAACCCGCCGCUUUGAUUCCUCUUGUGCUGGAUCAAAGAAUUAACCCCUUCCUUCAGAACCGCAAAUGCUUGGCUGCUCAUAACAUUGCUCUAUAUCGCUUCAAAAAGGAGCCUACGUUACGGAAGCAAUUGACAUUAAUGGUAGCAAACUCCACAAUUGGGAAAAGUCCAAAUGAAAGGAGAGACUUAUUCGUACUAAGGCCGGAAGCUCGAGAUGAAGAGUUUUCAAUAUACUCCUUGAACAAAAGCAAGCAAAACAAGGACCAGGUGAAGGAUUUGAUUAAUACCCGUCUGCUGCUGGCAACACUUGUGGCCACUGUGACUUUCGCAGCUGGUUUUGCAGUACCUGGAGGAUUUAACGGCUCGGACAUGGCAUCUGAAGAUGACCGGGGCAUGGCUACAAUGCUGGACAAGAGACUGUUCCAGGCCUUCACAAUUUGCAACACCAUCGCGAUGUUCUGCUCAAUGACCGCGGUCAUCAACCUCAUCUAUGCACAGCAAAAGGACGUCCAAGCUGCAAUAGCUGCAAACCGGCACUCAGUGCUACCGCUAACAAUUGCACUUCCGGCAAUGUCCGUCGCUUUCUUAACUGGUGUCACCUUGACCGUUGGCAAACUCCCUUGGCUUGCCUACUCCAUAUUUUAUUUGGGACUCGUUUUCCUCUUAAUUAUCUCAGGUGCUACAUUGAUAGAGUACCCUCCCUUACUUAAGAGGUAUUGUCAUCCUAUUCGUCGUCCGGUAUUCUGGCUCGUUCUCGCUUACAUUUAUUUGUGGGGAGUUGAGACGUACCUCUUAGAUGACUUGGAAGAUGAUGGAACAACGAGCGGGACCUCAGCUAGUCGGCCUUCAAAUGGUGUCGGUGAUCGAAUGACUGACGACUCGGUGACAGCAAAAUGUGGGGACACACCACAUCCUCCUAGUCACUAA